CAAAUUUUAUGUAACUCUUUAUUCAACAAAAACUGGCGAAAUUCUAAAAGAUUAUGAAAAUUCUGAUGUAAAUGAAUUAUGGAAAUCAAUUGGAUUGAUUAUUCAAUAUGUUCUCUGUAAAGAACUUACAAUGUCAGUUUUAAAUUAUUUGCAUGAUAAAAAGUCAAGUUUGUUUGAACUUUACAAUUUACUAUAUAAAUUUAAAAUUAUUGAAAAGAAUGUUAUAAAUUUGAAUGAAAAUAAUUUUAUAAAAACAAGAGCUUGGAGGCGACUAUUAAAUGCAUCAGGAUGUAAAAAAAUAAUGAUUGACAACAAUAAGGAGUAUUGGUCCAAAGCCAAUGACACCACAGCUGACUUAGAAAUAUUACAGCUUUUUUCUGAAAUCAAUUCAGAACCAGAAAAGUUAGUAGAACUAAAAUCGGAAUUAAAUAAGAAUCAGGAACUAGAUUCACAAGUAAAAACCUUUUGGUCAUGUUUUGAAGAUUCAAUUAAUAAUAAAAUUAGAGGAAAUGAAGGUCAACAAAAGAUCUUAUCAAUAACUGCAGAAGAUUUUACAUAUGCAAAAUUAAAAGAACAGCUCAAU
Entrophospora candida is the source of this 583-nucleotide messenger RNA. The record is from the annotation of a GenBank genome assembly. NCBI's taxonomy places the organism in Eukaryota, Fungi, Glomeromycota, Glomeromycetes, Entrophosporales, Entrophosporaceae.